GCCGAUCCAUUCUCGCCUCAGAGGUUUAAUAUACAAACUACUGCAAAUAAAAGGUUAGGCAGUUCAGGACUUCCAGUUGUAGCAAGAAUGGAAAGUAAUGGAAAUCACGGAGCUGAGAGGUUCGGGGUAGUCACUGGAGCAAACAAGGGGAUUGGUUUUGAAACAGCAAAGCAACUUGCUUCUCGAGGCAUAAACGUGGUUUUGACAGCCAGAAAUGAGCAAAGAGGAUUGGAGGCUGUUUCAAAGCUCCAUGAAAUAGGGUUAUCAAAUGUAGUUUUCCAUCAACUUGAUGUGUUGGACCCUGUCAGUAUCCACUCUUUGGCUGAGUUCAUAGCUGACAAGUUUGGCAGGCUUGAUAUCUUGGUGAAUAAUGCUGGGGCUUCUGGAGUUGUGGUUGAUGAGGAAGGAUUAAGGGCCAUGAACAUAGAUCCCUCCUCCUGGCUCUCGGGCAAGGCGACGAACUUGGUUCAGAGUGUGAUAAAGACAAACUGUGAGAAGGCAGAAGAAUGCCUCAACACAAAUUACUAUGGCCUCAAAAGAGUAACAGAAGCCCUUCUUCCACUUCUACAGAAAUCCUUGGGAGGAGCCAGGAUAGUGAAUGUCUCCUCUCUUAGAAGCGAAUUGAAGAGAAUCCCAGGUGAGCACAUACGAAAAGAACUGGGAGAUAUAGAAAAUUUGAAUGAAGAAAAGGUAGAUGAAGUGUUGAAAAAGUUUCUACAUGAUUUGAAGGAAGAUAGAUUAGAAGCGAAUGGAUGGUCACUGAUGCUUCCACCGUACAGCAUCUCCAAGGCUGCAGUGAAUGCUUAUACAAGAAUUCUUGCAAGACAGCAUCCAGAAAUGUAUAUCAAUUGUGUUCAUCCAGGCUAUGUUGAUACUGAUAUCAACUGGCAUACAGGAGUAUUAACUGUGGAAGAAGGGGCUAGAGGUCCUCUCAAAUUGGCUCUUUUUCCAGAUGGAAGUCCCACUGGUUGCUACUUCGAUCAAACUGAAUUGGCAGAGUUUUAAUUAAGUUCUUGCUGUUUGGAAUGAGGAUUGAAUUUGUGUUUGUUCUAUCAAGUUGAGAAGGCUUCUUUGAAUCAAACACUGAAUUGGUAAGAGUUUUUAACUCAUUGUCUAGAUAGAUAUGAAACAUUUCAUGUGGAAUAAAGCUUAGCUUAGCUUUUUGACU
Messenger RNA from Cucurbita moschata (crookneck pumpkin), 1168 nucleotides. Its product is annotated as short-chain dehydrogenase/reductase 2b-like. NCBI's taxonomy places the organism in Eukaryota, Viridiplantae, Streptophyta, Magnoliopsida, Cucurbitales, Cucurbitaceae. The coding region runs from base 88 to 1005 and encodes 305 amino acids. The record is from RefSeq and is a predicted model, not a curated record. Gene Ontology annotation, cellular component: membrane. The transcript has 6 exons.